GUAAGAAAGAGGAGAAUAAUAAAACGGGGGGAAAAAAAAGAGAGAGAGAGAGAGAGAAAAAAAAAAGAGAGGCCAUCAAAUCAUCAUCUUGUUCAGUCCACCAACAAUAUCCUUUCCCACCCAUCCACCAUUUCCAUGGCCACCGUAUUCUCUCCCUCAGCCCUCCUCUCCUCCUCCUCCUCCUCCUCCUCCUCCUCCUCCGCCGCCAGCAGGCCACCACAAGCCCAUCUCCCACCCAAACCACAACAAUUGACCCUUCCCCCAAUCCACAAACCUCUCGCCAGAGCCUUAACUGCCACCCUAGCUGCAGCCACUCUAGCAGCAGCCACAGCCACGGCGGCACCUCCUUCGCUAGCUGAGACCACCUACCAACUCUACUAUGGCACUGCUGCCAGUGCCGCCAACUACGGCGGCUACGGUGGGAACUCCAGCAAGAAGGACUCGGCCGAGUACGUUUAUGACGUGCCGGAUGGGUGGAAAGAGAGAUUAGUCUCAAAGGUGGAAAAAGGCACUAAUGGAACUGACAGCGAGUUCUAUAACCCGAAGAAGAAGUCGGAGAAGGAAUACCUCACUUUCCUUGCUGGGUUUCGGCAACUGGCUCCUAAGGAUGUCGUGUUGAAUAACUUGGCGCUCUCUGAUGUUGAUCUGCAGGAUUUGAUAGCCAGUGCAGACGCUAUCAACUCGCAGGAGAAGACGGACGAGAGGGGGCAGGUUUAUUAUGUGUACGAGAUCGAUGGAGCUGCCGCUCACAGUCUGAUCUCGGUUACCUGUGCCAAGAACAAGCUUUACGCUCACUUUGUGAAUGCACCGACACCGGAGUGGAGUCGGGACAAGGACAUGUUGAGGCACAUUCAUGAGUCCUUUAAGACUGUUGGGUCGUUUUAGUCGGUCAAUCUAUUGGAAUUUGGAUUGGGUUGCAAGUAUAUAUUAUUGGGAUGAUGGAGAUGAGAUGAGGGAGGAGAAGAGUGACUGUUGUAUGUACACAUGGGGAUGGGAAUGGGAGUUUAAAACAGAACUAAUCAAUUAGCAGUCUGUUUUCGGAAUCUGGCCGAGGUUUUGUCGAGUCUGGUAAUCAACCGUGGUCUGGUCUAUCUUCUUUAUAAUCCGAAAUGUAACUGCAUGCGGGGCUAUCAUACUUUGUGUUGUGCCCUGCUCUGCUCUGCUCUCUCGGAGACAAAAGGAUUGAAGGUAGCAACUAGCAAUAAGCAAUGGCAGAAAGAGGCCUUUCCGUUUCCAA
Punica granatum (pomegranate) is the source of this 1237-nucleotide messenger RNA. NCBI's taxonomy places the organism in Eukaryota, Viridiplantae, Streptophyta, Magnoliopsida, Myrtales, Lythraceae. The record is from RefSeq and is a predicted model, not a curated record.